Culex quinquefasciatus (southern house mosquito) is the source of this 1689-nucleotide messenger RNA. Its product is annotated as zinc finger protein 391. Gene Ontology annotation, molecular function: zinc ion binding. Gene Ontology annotation, cellular component: nucleus. NCBI's taxonomy places the organism in Eukaryota, Metazoa, Arthropoda, Insecta, Diptera, Culicidae. The transcript has 3 exons. The record is from RefSeq and is a predicted model, not a curated record. The coding region runs from base 110 to 1666 and encodes 518 amino acids.
GUCAACAAAAACAAAUCUCGCGGAGAUCUUCAAGUUCUGCGAUUUGCUAAAUGUUUGAGGAUGAUUUUGUUUUAAAAAUCAGUGAAAAUUCGGGCGUUUAGUGCAAACGAUGGAUUUCUACGCCACCAUUUGUCGGCUGUGUGAGGCGUCGGACAAGCUGUGCGAAAAGUGGUUGGACCCGUUCGCCGCCGGGAACGAGAGCUUGCUGGGGAAGAUCCGAACCUGCACAAGUGUGGAGCUCUCCCGCUCGGACGCGCUUCCAAAGCGCAUCUGCGUACGGUGCCAGAAAUCGUUGGACCAGGCGCACAACUUCCGCCUCCAGUGCUCCAUCAGCGAUGCCAAGCUGCGCCACGAGAUCCAGUUCCUGGAGCAGAACCACUGGAAUCCCCAGCUAACGAUUCCCCCGUUCAUCCCCCAGGAUGUCAAAGUGGAAGAGUCGCGUGAACUCGCGCGGCCAGAAUCACCCUCGCUAACGGUGCCAAUGUUCAUCAAGUCGGAACAACCCGAGCUGGAGGACGAGCAGGAGUUUGUACCGUCCAAGGUCGAGCUAGAGUGGCAUUCGGAGGAGGAGGAAAUUCUGGACGACGGUGACGGGAGCUUUUCCGAAAAAUCUGACUCGGCGGAGGACACGGAAAACGACUCGGAGGAUGAAAAAGAUCAGGCUCGAAAGAGCACCAAACCCCGCUCGACGAUCUGCGAAACUUGCGGCGAACAGUUCGAACGACCGGCGCUGAUGUACGCCCACGUGAAUGCUGUCCACGGCAAGAAGCGUUUCGCGUGCGAGCUCUGUCCAAAGACGUUUGCGCGCAAGUCCCGCCUCACGGAUCACGCAAUGCAGCACGCCGGCCUGCGCCAGUUCGAGUGCGGCCAAUGUGACAAAAAAUACACCACCCAGCAGGGCCUGAAAACGCACACCGAAGACGUCCACUCGGACAACCUGCCGUACGUGUGUGACAAGUGCGGCCGGGGCUUUUCCAAGGAGGGACGUCUUCGGCACCACUACAGCAUGCACAUCGAGUCGAGGAACUUUGUGUGUGGCGUUUGUGCGAAGGGAUUCAAGACGCAGGCGCACCUGAAUCUGCACGCGAACACCCAUCUGCCGCAGGACGAGAAGAAGAAGCGGAAGCGACGGAACCGUCAGCGGACGUGCAUCUGUCCGUUCUGUGGGAAGGUUUCGAACUCGGCGGGCACGCACGAUAUGCACGUGAGGACGCACACGGGUGAACAACGCUACGAGUGUCACAUCUGCGGAAAACGGUUCACCUCGUCCGGCUCGCACAAAAAGCACCUCCGCGUCCACUCGGGUGAGAAACCGUUCGUUUGCGAGUAUUGCCAGAAGCCGUUCCGCCAGAAGCACCACAUGACGACGCACAUCCGCGGCGUCCACACCAACGAAAAGCCCUACCAGUGUCGGUUCUGCUCGCGGGGUUUCGCCACCCGGGGCAACAUGCAGCUGCACGAGCGAAGUCACGGCGGUGGACCGGAAGCACCCACCAUGAAGCAGGAACUGGUCAGCGGCUCGAUGGAGGUAAGUAUGACCGGGAGCAACAGUCCGCAGGCGUCUCCGCUGGUCACGGAAGCGCCGUCGCCGAUGAUGAAUCCGGGCGUGAUGGUGAUGCAUCAGCAGCCACCGCCGGACAUGUACUUUCACAGUCAAACGCCGUAGAAUAGAAGUUGGGAUGGAUGGAA